ACUGAUAUUUGCUACUCACGCCGGGGUCUUGACUUCUUAUUUGGCAUAUAGAUGAACCGGCUGUGUGGUAGCGAGAUUAGCUGCGCGGUUUGGUCGGCACAAGAUACGGAUAUAUUUCCAACCCCCGACGUCAGUCUUCAGCUAUUUGCAAACGUGAAUAGUGUUUUAAUGCCUGUACGAGCAAUAUAACACCUCUCUCACGCUCGACAUAGAUGAGACGGCCUAGUGGAGGAACGCAUCAGAGCUAGAUCGUUAUCGAAUCGUCUCCGUUACGGCGAUUUCACCGCACCAGACUUCAAAGCAUGCUUUGGGGCCUUUUUCUACAGAGAUUUAUCAUAUAUUGAGAGAGAGCAACGAAUAUCCUUUAUAGGUCCCCUCUCACGAUAUCGAAAUCGAAUCCGAUGCCCGAGGAAAUAAGCACCGAUUCACGUACAACAGAAUAUGUCUGGGACAGUCACAGCCGAUUCAUCGGAUCUCUGGAGCUCAUGUGGUCCGUCGAUUCUGCCGCGGGAAUCCUUAUGCCUGUCGAGUGACCAGCCUGACAUUGCUGUCCACAGUGGAGAUUCCAAUUUCGCCGAUUCAGUUGUCAAGUACUUCGACGUAGCACAGAGCAACGCUGUGGAGCAGUUGGUAGCGCUCAAGGAUGGGUUGAGGACGGUGGAGACGAAGAUAUUCUGGCAGCGCUUGAUGGAAGGUGUGACAUCCAUCUGCGGCGCCCAAUAUGGAUUUGUGGCAAAGGCCACCGCAACAGAUGGGGGAUGGGGUGGCCAAAAGACAAACGGUCGAUCGUUUCCCUUGGGAGUAGCCUACUCCCGGCGUGAAGAUGGUCACCAUAUUGAAGAAAUGUCUCGGGAUCAUAGGUAUCUUGCCUGUAGCACUCUUCGUGCUCACAUGAAUCAUGCCAAGGUGUUCCUAAUACCAGAAAAACUUGGCUCUUUCUUGCAGAGUGAGGCAGAUCAGCUGCCUUUUCCUGCAGAGGCUUAUUUGGGCGUGCCGCUAUUCUUGGAGGGACAUUGUAUCGCCUAUUUCGGCCUCCUCUGGUCAAAAGACGGUCUUCAAAGGAGGAAUCUGCCAUGGUCUUACUUGGAAUUGAUUCUUCAUUCGUUAGAAGAGAUGAUAAUUCCACGAGUGCUGGCUGGCGAAAAAUUUGACGAGACAGUGACGCCAAAUAGCAUCGAAGCCGUCUCCACGGAGAACCCCCAUAACGACUCUUGCCAAGCCGUCAGUAACUCAGCAGCACCAUUCUCAUUUCAGCCCCUUAAGCCCUAUGCUAGGAGUUUAUCUCAUGAACUGCGAACACCAAUGCAGGGAGUUGUGGGUAUGCUCGAUGUUAUGCAUGCUACCGUCCGGGAAGCUCUGGACAAUCAGCCUAACGCAGAAACGUUCCGUCUGUUCCAAAGUCUGAAAGAGAACAUCGAGGCUGUACAAGAUAGCGCGAGGCGAGCUGUUGAGGCCGCAGACAAUGUCGUCCACGCCUAUGAUCUUAACAUGGAAGUUCCUAAGACGCCUUCGAAGGAGGUGCAGGAGGAAAUCUUGGGCGAUGUCUCCAUUCCACCUGCAAAUGUGCAUGAUAGCCGUCCGAGCAUUUUCAUUGAAGGAAAUAACAUCGCCGUUAAUCCGUUCAAACGACGGAGGAGCAAUGCAGUUGACUGGGGCUAUGCCCCAAGCUCGAAACGGAGGUCGCGUCUCGUGGCCCGGGAACUGUCUCCACGGACCGAAGAGGUCAAACAUGCGGUCCUCGAAAGUGAUCAGAUCGUGUAUUCGGCUCCGGAACAUCAUAUGGAGGAGGUUGUUGCCAAUGCUGUCAAGCAGACACCCUCCCUUGCCGCUCGAAGGUCUGCUUCUCACAUCAUUCUCGAAGGUCCUAGCUUGAUGGGGCCGGUCUUCAGACACACAAAAAUCCGUGAUCUGCUUCGUUUGGUUAUCAAUGAAUCGCUUAACGUUGGCGACCGCCCGGACUCAGCGGUGGGAGAAGCCACCGCGUUCGGAGAGCGGAUAGAGGUACGCUCACGUUCAUCCAACGGAGAGGUUUCAUCGAAGAUAAUAGAGUGGCUCGUCGACUCUACGGUUCCCGAGACCGUCUUCGUUGAUGACCGGGAUUUGGCUAAGCUAAUAUCAUGUGUUUUUCUAAACGCUGUCAAGUUCACUGAACGCGGGGAGGUCACAGUUUCAGUCACGUUGAACAGAAAGUCUCACUCCAUUUUGAUCUCUGUUAAGGACACAGGUACCGGAAUACCUGCCGCGUUCUUGCCAAAUCUCUUCAAGCCUUUCUCUCGUGAGGAUGACUCAACUACACGCAGUAAAGAAGGCCUCGGUUUAGGGCUCCUGGUGGCUAAGGGCCUGUCAAGGAAGAUGGGAGGUGACUUAACUUGCGUACGAUCAUCCACGUCAGGGCCUGCUCAUGGCUCGGAAUUCGAAAUCAGAGUGCCCAUCAGUCCGGUUGAUGCGCUCAGAAGACCUCUCACGCCUAUGGAUAGACCGCGAAGUGUCUCGCAAAUCAGCCUCGUUGAAAACGGUCACGAUUCCGAUGUUAGUUCUGAAACGAGACCUGACAGCAGAGGUCGAGACACUAACCCUCCAGGCGGCUCUUCUCCCCCCGGCACUAACGGCUCUCAACAACUUUCUCCAGAAUCAAUGGACGCUGGUAACUGUCCCUCACCAUGUGGAGUUUUUGCGACCCCGAAGAGCGCCCGUGUGCCUAUUGGGCGUCACACUCAUGACCAUACACUUGCUGAAAAGUACCCUCUCACAUUUCUGGUAGCGGAGGACAACAAAAUAAACCGGCGCGUACUGGUAAAUAUGCUUGGUAAACUCGGCUAUCACGAUGUUUACGAGGCUUUCGACGGAAAGGAAGCAGUCCGUAUCAUGGACGACAUCCUACUAUCACACUACCCCUCGCCUGCACCUGCCACUCCUCCAACAGAGGAUCACGAGCACCAAAGUUCAAACAAUAUGCCAUCGCAAGGGCGCUCACCAGCUAAGAAGCUUGUGGAUGUGGUUCUGAUGGAUCUAUGGAUGCCAGAGAUGGACGGAUACGAGGCUACAAGCCGUAUAUUCGAGCUCGUGGAUAAACAUACUCCCCAUAUUAAGCCACAUUCACGGAAGAAGUUGCAGCCGCCGUCUUCAUUCUCUCUGGGGCCUAUGGACGAUUCUAUCCCAUCACCAGCGUCGUCGCCGCUUUCUCCCACCGUUCUAGCAGUAAGUGCAGACGUGACCGAUGAAGCGUUGGGCCGUGCUUGUAAGGUUGGAAUGGAAGGUUACAUGACGAAGCCAUACAAGCUGUCAGAUCUGGAACGGUUGAUUUUGGAGUUCUGCGGCGGCAAGGCCAAUUCGACAUGAUGUCUCGCGAAAAAGUGAUCACCGCUGCUGGAAGCGUUUUCUUAUGACGAGUACGUAUUCUCUUACCUACUAUUGCCUUCUUCUUGUGAUUCUCGUCAAUGGCAGGACCAGAACGGCAUUAUUUAUUACUGUUGUAAUUAUAUGAAGUUGAUAUGGCGUGACGAUUUACGGCUAUAUAAGGUACAGAAGGAAAUGGUGUUCAAAACGGCCGCUCGGGUAGGCCUGGGUAUCUCAUGUGCAUAACUCUACCCGCUAAUAAGGCGUG
Molecule: messenger RNA, 3604 nt
Organism: Paecilomyces variotii
Lineage: Eukaryota; Fungi; Ascomycota; Eurotiomycetes; Eurotiales; Thermoascaceae
Product: putative sensor histidine kinase/response regulator
Exons: 2
Coding region: 442-3339 (965 amino acids)
Biological process (GO): phosphorelay signal transduction system; protein autophosphorylation
Molecular function (GO): phosphorelay sensor kinase activity; histidine phosphotransfer kinase activity
Source: RefSeq, a predicted model, not a curated record